GUUGCUUUCACUAGCCAGUGCGAUCGAUCAGUGCCAGUUAAUCGGGCGACAAAGCGGGCCAAUUCAGUGGAAUAUACAGUGGAUAAAAGUCAGAGACUCCUGACAAAAAUGAAAGUGAUUAUCCUUUUGGGACUCUUUGUCCUGUCCUGCCAGGGACAGCAUCAUCAUCCUCACCAGCAACACCAACAGCACCAGAAUGUGAACAAUAUUCCGCGCGACGACAAGCCGGAUCAUCACCGGCACGAGGAUCACCGGGAGACAAGCACCUGGAUACCCAUCAUCAAGUACAACAAGGAGCAGAGUGAGGAUGGCAGCUACAAGACGGAGUACGAGACGGGUAAUAGCAUCAUUCACGAAGAGACGGGCUUCCUCAAGGACUUUGAAACGAAUCCCAAUGGAGUGCUGGUCCAGCAUGGCCAGUACUCCUACCAAUCGCCGGAGGGCACUUUGGUUAAUGUCCAGUAUACCGCCGAUGAGAAUGGCUUCAGGGCCACCGGCGAUCAUAUACCCACUCCGCCGGCCAUACCCGAGGAGAUCCAGAAGGGACUGGACCAGAUCUAUGCCGGGAUCAAGCUGCAGCAGGAGCGUCUGGAGCAGAGGGCCAAGACGGAUCCGGACUUUGCCCGGAAACUGGAGGAGCGACGAGUGGCCAAUCAGAAUGGACAGUACAUUGGUCUGCUGGAGAAUCAGUGAGGAGGGGCAGUAGACCCAACUACCAAUCCCAUUCCCAUCCUCCCCACCGAACCUAUGAGCCUGGAAACGUGACUCUCCUAGUGACUUCCUUGGAGACUUCCUUAGUGACUCCUUCACAUUCUAUGACAACCAGAAGACUGUGAUUUCACUCUGCUAAAUCUUCUUCAAAAUCAUGCUCAUCGCUAAACCUUUGAUAACUUUAAUAACAUUUAUUACCAACCAAGUUCCGCACACACACACAAACACACAGACGGGGCACACAUGAUAAUAAUACUUUAUUAACGAGUGUGAAA
Messenger RNA from Drosophila serrata, 986 nucleotides. It is a transcript of the gene Cpr49Ah, whose product is annotated as cuticular protein 49Ah. Gene Ontology annotation, cellular component: chitin-based extracellular matrix. NCBI's taxonomy places the organism in Eukaryota, Metazoa, Arthropoda, Insecta, Diptera, Drosophilidae. The record is from RefSeq and is a predicted model, not a curated record. Gene Ontology annotation, molecular function: structural constituent of chitin-based larval cuticle.